AAAACUAAAACCUCCUCCUCGAACUCUUUCAGUCCAGAACCAAACCUUCUCCUCCGCCUGUCUUUCAUAAACCUCAAAAACCUUUUCCUUUUCCGCGAGAGAAAAAAUGGGCAUGGGGCGUCUUCUUACUCCCAAACUGAAUCCCCAUCUCAGCUGCAGAGGUUCCCUACCUUUGACGAGGAGGUCUUCUUCUUCUUCUUCUUCCCUGGAGAAUGGCCGGAAUCUCGAGAGACUGCCGGAUUCUAAGGCUUCUUUUAACAAAGAUAUUGGCCAAAAGGGAAUGAAUUGGUAUUCUUUAGGAGGCUUACUCACUAAUCUAAAGCAAAAGCUUAUGGGAAACAUGCCCUCCUUUCUCAACCAACCUCCUGCUGAAAAGAUGGUCAGCUUGCACAAGGACAAAAACUCUAUCCCUCGGAGUGCAAAAGAUGAUGAGUCUUUAGUCUCUCAAAGUGUUGCUGAAAUUGAGAUGGUUAUGAAGAGAGAAACCACGCCUGUAGAGAAAGAUAGUAAUAGCUUGGAGCUUGCACAGGAGAAGAAGAAGGUGUUACAAACUGAAAGAGUGGGAGUAAAUUCUAAACAUGUCCUACCAGGUUUGGUAACUGAAGAAGAAGCAUCCGAUAAAAAGGUAUCACUCUCCAACAUGUUCAUUAACCUGCAUCCGGAUAAUGAGGUUAGGUCAACUCUCACAUCUGAGGCAUUGAGUAACACUAAUUCCACAAGAGAAUCCUCUUGUGGUGGUCCACACGGCCUUUUUCAGAAUAUCACCAAGCAAACUGAUCAACAGAGCGGAGAAGUGACUGCUAUUAGAGAAAGGAAGACUACAUAUCCUUUUGGAAGUUCUAAAGAAACCCUUGCAGUGAGCAAAGACUCGAGCAUCAGGAAUUUGAUAGUCACCCUUCGAAAGAAUGAUCUUUUCUCUGCGACGGAGGAAAAAGAAUCCAAAGGAUUGGUCUGCAGCCAGGCAACCUUGCCUGCUGCUGCUACCAGUGUGAAUCAAGAGUCAACAGAAAAGAGUUUGGACGCAUUAUCUAACAGAGAACACUCUCCUAACAAAGUAGUGUUGAGGUUUUUGCACCAAGGGUUUCAGAAGAGUGACAUUGUUGAAUCAUUUUCCGAGUUUGGAGCCGUUUUAGAUGUACAAGAAGUUCCAUCUUUCGAGGGCUGCAUUUACAAAGAUGCUCUCGUCACUUUUGAGACUAAGUCAGCAGUCAAGAAGGCUCUCAAGAAAGGUGCUGUGAUGGUGAAACAUUGCAGUGUAAUUGUUGAGGCAACUUCUCAGAAAGAUAUGGUAGAUAAGAUACGCAUUCCGGAUCUCAUUGGCGAUCCAGAUGUGCCUGUUUCAUUGGUGAAGGAACCAACCCGAACAGUUAAGAUUCAUCCACUGGAUCCAAGUAUAGGUUCAGAUCAGAUCAGAGAAGCGCUAAGGUUCUGUAAGAGUGACAUAUCCAAGAUCAUCUUUGGUUCAUCCACAAAAGCUGCUUUCAUUGAGUUUGAGACGGAAGAUGGCAAAGAGAGAGCACUUGCAGCUCAUUCAGUUGACGUGCUCAACAAGCAAUUGUUUCUCUCAAGGAUUGAUAUACCGAGGACAACCGUUGCAAGGAUCUCAAACUUGGCAGGAUUAAUGACUAGUGACUUACGGAAACUGUGUGUGCCUUAUGGUCAGAUCAAACAGAUGUUUCACAGAGGAAAGGAUGUUGCAGAUGUUCAUUUCGAUGUCUCUGAGUGGCCAAACAUGCUCACUAUUCUCAACAGCAUGAAUGGUAAAGAGAGAAAUGGUAAGAAGUGGGUGGUUCGACCAGCAACAGUGAUACCUCAUGAGAUUCUGAAGGUUUUGUGGGAAGACCCUCAAGGAAUGAGGUAUGUGAAAGGUUUGAUUAAGAAUAUGGUGAGAGAGAUUGAACAGCCUUUAGAUGCAGCUGCUUUAUCUUCAUUGUGCUCAGCUCUUGAAGAUUAGAGGAUUGAUCCAUUGUUUCGGUAAAACAUCUAUCGAAAAGAAAAGCUAACCACGUUGGAAUUGGUUUUGUUUUAGGGACCACGUUAAGAAAAUUUCUAAUCAAUAAGAUUUUAAUUUAAGACUCAA
Messenger RNA from Raphanus sativus (radish), 2080 nucleotides. RefSeq lists its product as uncharacterized. The transcript is spliced from 6 exons. Gene Ontology annotation, molecular function: RNA binding. The record is from RefSeq and is a predicted model, not a curated record. The coding region runs from base 107 to 1954 and encodes 615 amino acids. Lineage: Eukaryota; Viridiplantae; Streptophyta; Magnoliopsida; Brassicales; Brassicaceae.